Lucilia cuprina (Australian sheep blowfly) is the source of this 1170-nucleotide messenger RNA. RefSeq lists its product as uncharacterized. The coding region runs from base 1 to 1170 and encodes 389 amino acids. The record is from RefSeq and is a predicted model, not a curated record. The transcript has a single exon. NCBI's taxonomy places the organism in Eukaryota, Metazoa, Arthropoda, Insecta, Diptera, Calliphoridae.
AUGUCUGAAAUACUAAAUAUUGAUGAUAAACCGUUCUCCGAUGAAGAUAUUGUUAAACGAGAUUACCAUAGCUAUGUACCCUACAUCCAAUCAUUUAAAAAUAAUGAUGAAAUAAGAAUAACAAUUCAAAAUCAAGAUUUAUAUAUUUUACCAUCUGAAAGCUACUUAUACAUAGAAGGAAAUUUAAAAACAGCAAGUGGCGAAAAUGCUACUAAUGGUCGACUUAGAAACAACUGUGUAGGUCAUAUGUUUGACGAAAUACGUUAUGAGAUCAAUGGUAUAGAAAUUGAUCGAACACGUUAUCUUGGUAUAACAAGCCAAGCAAAAAAUUAUAUUUCUCUAAAUUCGUUUGAAAGCAAUAUGAUGAGUAAUGCUGGGUGGAGUACUGAUGGUGAUUUUUCGAGUUCAUCAUUUAAUUACUGUGUUCCACUUAACCGUUUGCUUGGAUUUGCUGAAGAUUUCAAUAAAGUAAUUUGUAACAGCAAGCAUGAUUUAAUUCUUUUAAGAAGUUCAAAGGAUGUAAAUGCUUGUUAUUCAACUGAUGCAAAAGAAGAAAUCAGUUUAUCAAUUACGAAUAUUGUUUGGAAAGUUCAACAUAUUCAUUUAUCAGACUACAAGAAAAUUCAAUUUAUGAAAACUAUUAAAGAUGGAAAAUCUUUACCGAUAGCAUUUCGUAGUUGGGAUUGUUAUUAUAAUCCUACAUUUCCAGGUGGAAUGAAGCAUAGUUGGAACGUAAAACUUUCUACAAACAGAGAAAGACCACGAUUUGUAGUAUUUAUAUUUGAAAAGGAUAAUAAAUUUGUUCAUUCUGAUUUAUCGAAUAUAAAAGUACACCUAAAUUCAGAUACUUAUCCUUACGAUGAUUUAAAUUUAAAGUUUGAUGAUAACCGUUAUGCUAUUUUAUAUGAUAUGUAUGCAAAGUUUCAGCAAAACUACUAUAUGAAGGAACCGCAGCCACUCCUAUCAUUUACAGAAUUUAAAGAAAAUCCAAUUGCAGUAAUUGAUAUCAGCAAUCAAAAUGAAUCUAUUAAAGGAGGGCCUAUUGAUCUUAAAAUACAGUUUGAAACCAGAACGUCUAUCCCGAAGAAUACAUCAGCAUAUUGUUUAAUACUCCAUGAUCGCUUAAUUGAGUACUCACCUUUAACUGGAAUUGUUCGUAAAAUUGUUUAA